Molecule: messenger RNA, 1146 nt
Organism: Naegleria lovaniensis
Lineage: Eukaryota; Heterolobosea; Eutetramitea; Acrasida; Naegleriidae
Exons: 1
Coding region: 1-1146 (381 amino acids)
Source: RefSeq, a predicted model, not a curated record
AUGAAAAGAUUUUUAGUUCCAUUUUGUUUCAUCCUUUUCUGUUUGGUGUCCUGGGCCUCCGCGAGUUUGACACUCGGAGCAAUGACGAGCUCAUCAUUUGCUGAUGAAAAUUGCUCAUCAUCCAUUCAAUCUGUACUCAUAUCCAAAGAGGCAUGGCUUGCAGUGAACAUUUCCUCAUCGUCAACAUUUACUGUGAAAUUCCAAUUCCAGUCCAACAAUUAUGUUAAAACAAAUAUCGUGAGCAUGGAUGGUAACGCUGCAAGCGUCUCUCCUACUGUCUACACAGUUCAACUCAAUAGUGCCUAUUCCGUUCAUGAAGCCGAUCAAACUCUGACAUUGGGCGACAGUGGAGUUGUGAAUCCGUGUGGAUUUUGGACAGGUAAUUUUACUCCUUGGAGUGAAGAGGCUUCAAACAAGUAUUGUAAUUAUUGGAUGGGUUUACUUGGUCGUGGAGCUGUGUAUCGAGUCGAUUUUGUGAGUGGUUCAAAUUGUUCAGAAAUUGUGUUGACCAACACAAAGAAUUCACAAUUUGUGUUGGAUAUUGUUCCAUCUCCUUCAAUUAAUUCUCAAGUUUGUACGAAUUUUGUAACCAGAAAUUCAUCGGUAUGGUGGAAAGAUUCCAUUCAAGGAUACAAUUAUUAUUUGCAAUUUAAUACUGAGAUUGUGAGCACAUCUUAUGUUUUGGGAAGUUAUAAAUUGGUAUUGGAAAACACAAAAGAUUGCAAUGGCACACUCACGAGAGCUUAUUCAAGUGGACAAUUCCAAAUUCUUUCAAAUUAUUCUACCAUUUUGACAAAGAAACAAUUUUGUUACGAUUAUUCUCCAACUCCAGGAAAAUGCACAAGUUUAUGCAAAGAUAACAUGCUUGAUAUUAUUUAUGGAUUGUUGAAAACCAACGAUAACUGUACUUCAUGGAAUGUGAAUACUUUGGGUUCAACCUAUUUCACAGAGAGCAAUCCUCCACCUCUUCCAUCUCACUUCCCUACUUCAUCCUCUCAAGUUCCAAGAGAUAAUACUCAAAUUUUGAUUGUAGUUGGUUCAAUUGUUGGUUGUUUGGUUGUUUUAGGAUUGUUGACACUUAUUGCUGUAACCCUUGUUCGCUGUAUUAAGAACAUGCAACAGAAAAGAAAGUACAUUGGUGUUUAA